Messenger RNA from Myotis brandtii (Brandt's bat), 2480 nucleotides. RefSeq names its product serine palmitoyltransferase, small subunit B (gene SPTSSB). Gene Ontology annotation, cellular component: serine palmitoyltransferase complex. Bases 1776 to 2006 code for a protein of 76 amino acids. The record is from RefSeq and is a predicted model, not a curated record. NCBI's taxonomy places the organism in Eukaryota, Metazoa, Chordata, Mammalia, Chiroptera, Vespertilionidae. Gene Ontology annotation, molecular function: serine C-palmitoyltransferase activity. The transcript has 3 exons. Gene Ontology annotation, biological process: ceramide biosynthetic process; endoplasmic reticulum organization.
UCUAUUGGUUCCCUUCAGCUCCCCUUGGGGCACCCCGCUUCCGCGUGGAGAAACCCCAGCCCAGUCACACGAGUCUCCCUCUACGGAGCACCGGCGGCUUGGAACCUGCUGGAAGAAUGUUGUGAGAAUGAGCAGAAAGCUGCCAGCCGCUGAAACUCGCGCUUCUGCCGAGUCAGCUAUGGCCGGGCAUGUGCGGGCCUCCCCCUCCUCCGGCAGUGCCGGUGCGGGCUGACUGUCGGAUGUCGCCCAAACGCUCAUUCAUCAAACAAGGCUUUCUCCCCCGAUGCCCCGUGGGCCCAAAGCGGCUCGGCUACGCAGACAUCAGGGGUGAGAGCCUCAAGGGCCUCUGCGCUCGCAGCUCGCAGCCACCGCGUUGAAUCCAAGCAGUUCCCUCGGUGGAGAAGGGAUCGAUGGUGUCCGUGCGGGUUUCCGCGAUAGAGGUUCUCUGCGGGCCUGCACCUCCUCGGGAAGGCAAUUGAGCGCCGGUGUCUGCAGCACCCAGCCCCUCCCCGCACUCUCCCCAGUUUGCUUCCUGCUGCAGUCAGUCCGGGCCCACAUUAACUCUCCCCACUUGUGAGUGCGCACACACGAGUUCCCCAGGGCGGUCCUUCCAUCUGUCUCCCUGGGGAGUCCAGCUUCUCAGCAUUGACCUCCAGCCACGGGGUGCAGGGAAGGUGGCAGAAUGGAUGGAUUGCCGGGAUGGGGUGCGGGGCGGGGGGGGGGGGGUGUUUAAGGCACAGAAAUUAGCUGCCGGUGCUAAAGGGUUUGCUUUCUUCUUCGGUUUCAGACACACAAAAAAGCAGUGGGAUGCCCGUUGGCUAACUGCUGCCCGCCGAGCCCUGGGCUCACUUCGCAGGCUGCUGCCGACUUUCCCACCGCAGUCCCGCCGGGCGCCCGGGCUUCGGCCCCUCGCGGUGUCUGCGGAGGGAUGCGCCCCGGGCACUGGCUGUCUCCUGGCAGGUGAACGCCGGCCUGUAGGCUAAAGCCCCAGAGCGUCCACCUCGCGCCCCCAGGUUUUCUGCUCCUCCCCAACCCCUCCGAAGGAUGUGCCCCUUUGGAGGUGUCGGGGCUCCCAGCCCGAGGGUGGGGGGAGGGCGCCUCCCUAUCCCUCCUCCCCAUCCCCGCCUCGGCUGCGCUCGGGCUUUUACUGCAGUAGCCGGAGGUGACAGGGACGCCUCAGCCUCCUCGGCUGCUCUCAGAAGCCGGCUUCCCCAGCCUCCCCAAGGUCCUGCACCUGAGGGGCCGAGCCCGGGGGGGUGCUACGAGCCGCAGGAAACCGAAUUUUAGAAUGUGGAAGUCGCAGGGCUGCAUUCCUCCCGGGACCAGCCCGAGCGCCCAGCGCUGACAGCCAGAGGCAGCCUGUGGGAAGUUGGGACCGUGGAGCAAAGGGGGAGGGGAGUGGUGCAGCUCUGUGAGGAGUCGCUGGAGCAGCGCGGUUGGACACAAGUUUGCGUGGGAGUGUUUUCCUUUUGUCAAUAAUUAAUCGGUCUGGCAGGAUUGGAGUUUUGGCAAUAGGGCAGGCGGCGGGGCCGAACACCCCACUCUGGGAAGCUCGGAGGCGCCGGGCGCAGGGGGAAGCUCGCAGCAUCUGGAGAGGCGCCAACGCGCUGGCGCUCACCUAAGCCGCAGAGAGGUACACCCAACCGGGAGAUGAAGAAACAGCAGCCCAGAGAGGAGAAGUAACCCAGAAUUAUUCCGUGGAGGAGCAAGAACAAGAACCCAAGCCUGGACCCUCCUGGGCAGGACGGGCCUUCUGCAGCUUGAAGGAGCCAACCAUGGAUUUCAGGCGUGUGAAGGACUAUUUCUCCUGGCUCUACUAUCAAUACCAAAUCAUCAGCUGCUGUGCUGUCUUGGAGCCCUGGGAGCAAUCCAUGUUCAAUACCAUCUUGCUAACCAUUUUUGCUAUGGUGGUGUAUACUGCCUAUGUUUUUAUCCCAAUCCACAUCCGCCUGGCUUGGGAAUUUUUCUCCAAAAUCUGUGGCAUUCACAGUACACUUUCGAGUUGAUCUUGGUUGCAUUCUGUGAAUUGGCAGUGCACAUGUAUAUGUUGCUUACAACUCCUUGUUUUAGGUGAUUACUGUGUCUUCUUUCACUUUCUGAUCUAAAAAGCUCUUACUUCUCUAUGCACUCUUAGGUCCUGCCUGAAAUUUGAGAUAGAUGCCUCUUUAGGUUCUUUUGUACAUGUUACAUUGUGCAUCAGACCAAGAUAAUACAAUGACCUUACCUCACGUACCAUAUUUUCUCAACUUAAAUCUAUGACUUUAGUUGUUGUUUUUUUAAAUCAGGAAAUUUCAUAUAAAAUUUUUCUGGAAAGUAGGCUUAUGAGACCUAUCAGAAUCGUGUUUAAAAUAUCUGCUCCCUUGAUACCUAUUCUAUACUAAAGGAUAUAUUUUUAAAAAUGUGUUCAUAGGCUACUGUCAAAAGUAUCAGAUCCUUGUUUACAAUAUAAAGAUGUGAAUAAAUUAUAUGGGCCCCCUAAA